Molecule: messenger RNA, 5227 nt
Organism: Pezoporus occidentalis (night parrot)
Lineage: Eukaryota; Metazoa; Chordata; Aves; Psittaciformes; Psittacidae
Gene: ELL2
Product: elongation factor for RNA polymerase II 2
Exons: 12
Coding region: 105-2003 (632 amino acids)
Biological process (GO): positive regulation of transcription elongation by RNA polymerase II; snRNA transcription by RNA polymerase II; transcription elongation by RNA polymerase II
Cellular component (GO): transcription elongation factor complex
Molecular function (GO): cis-regulatory region sequence-specific DNA binding
Source: RefSeq, a predicted model, not a curated record
CGGGCUAGUGCGCGGUACGCGGCUGCGCGCAGACGGUCCGGUAGCCCCGGGAUGGGCAGUGAGCGCGGUAGUGGCGGCGGUAGAAGUUGAGGGGCUCGUUAAAGAUGGCGGAGCUGCGGGAGGGGGUGAAGUACACCAUGUCCCGCGAGCAGAGGGCUCCCCGUAUCUCGGUGCUGCCCAUCAGAAUGACCGAAUCCGCAAUGCGAGCGCUGGAGGAGUACCGGAGCGGCAAGGAUUGUGUUUCUUCUCAGCCUUCAAUUCAGUUUCAAGGAUCCCAAGGGCUUAUUAAAAUUCCCAAAGUUGAUCAGUCAAAUGAAAUGAAUACAUUUAACUUCGUAGUGUCAAAUAUUGGCAAAGAUAACUCUCAGGGAAGCUUUGACCUGUUCCAGCAAAAGGCCUCAGGUUCUGGACUCUCCCAACUCAGUUGCCUGGGAAGUAUACAGAAUAAAAUUACAGUAUGUGCAACAAGUGAUUCCCAUGUGAAGACCAGAGAGCGCAUGGCCCAGGUGGAAGCGGAGGCACGCAGUCGAAGUGCAAAGUUUAUUAAACCCGGUGGACCAUUUUUAGGAAGAAGACUACCAGUUAAAAGAGGACCAGAAGGCAUUCCAGAUUUUGUGCCUGUCAGGAAGAGAUCAACUCCCAUGAACCCUGCAUACAUGAUACGGAAAACUCGCACAGUAACUGCUGUUUCUCAGCGACCAUACAGGGACAGGGUGAUUCACUUACUGGCACUGAAGAAUUACAAGAAACCAGAGUUACUUGCUCGCUUGCAGAAAGAUGGUGUAAACCAAAAGGACAAGAAUUCCCUCGGAAUUAUCCUGCAGCAGGUAGCCAACCUGAACCCAAAGGAUAAUACUUUCUCUCUGAAGGGUUAUUUAUUUAAAGAAAUUCAGAAAGAUUGGCCUGGAUACAGUGAAAUAGAUAAACAGUCAUUGGAGUUAAUACUUUCUAGAAAAUUAAAUCCAUCUGAGAAUGCCACCAGCACCAGCAAUUCAGAGUCUUCUGUAACUUCUAACACAUCUGCUCCAUCAACUUCUCAGAAACCACUUUUGAGUUACAAAUUUUUUGAUCCUCUGAUAAAUGAGAUGCAGAGGGUAUCUCACCUGAACAGUCAAGUCCAGCCAGCAUUCAGUGGCCAUUUGCAGGCCUCCAGCGAGAAAGCCACUACUGCCCAUCCACUGCUUAUAACCCCUGCAGCCACCACUACUACUCCUCCUCAGCCACUGCCUCCUGCACUCCUUUCCACUUACAACCUUCCUCAGACCAUCAGCUCCAGCUCCCCCAGCACCUCUGAUGGUCGGGGGACAAACAACUUGCUGGUGGACAGCUUCAGCCAAAAUUACAGUAGCAUCUGUGAGAACCAGCAACAAAAAUACACCUCUCAGACUCCUUUGGGUACCCAAGCACCAGCUGUGGUGCGGGUGAAGUCUCUCAAGUCUGCAAGAGAGAAGUAUGCGAUUUGGUACCAAAAUCCUGAAAAAGUAAAAAAACAGAAGGACAAAAGCAAAAUGCAGGACACUGGGAGUGUGAGCAAGAAGGAGAAAGACAUUAGAAAAGAAGAAACUGUCAAGCUGGAAGAAUCCCUCUGUUUGGAUUCAGGAGUUCAAGAAACUCUUACUGCCUCCACAUAUCCUCCUUUCCCGACAACUGAGCAACCAGACUACUUAACGAAAUACACAACUAUCAUCUCAAAAGAGCAAUGCGAGAGUUACAAGGAAGACUUCUAUGCAGAGUAUGGUGAAUACAGGAUUUUGCAUGCUUGGAUAGAGAGUAUCACUAAGAGAUUCAUGAGGUUUGAUGAACAACAGAAACAUCUUCCUCCAGGGUCCAAAAAAUAUCAGGUACUUCAUGAAGAAGUUAUAGAAGAGUACCAGGCAUUAGCACAGUCUCAUCCCAGCUACCAUGAACAGAAGAGGAGAUGCGAGUAUCUCCACAGCAAGCUGUCUCACAUUAAGAGACUGAUUGUGGAAUUUGAUGAACUCAAGCCUAAUGAUGACAACUAGUCUUCUGCUUUGAUCAGGACAUGCGAAUGAACCAAAGCUUAUUUAUGUAAAAUCUAAGAUAGUUGUUCUAAGAUUCAAAAAAAUAGAAUCAAACUUCUGCAUUAAGCAAGUCUCACUAGUAGCAGACUUAAGUUAACUACUCUAGGCUUUAUUUGUUGUACCUAUAUGCGUAUAAUGAAGCUGCUUUUUCUGGUCCCUUCUUUUCUUCAAGAUUUAUGUUUGUUUAUUUUAAAUAAUUUUAUCAGUAGAUGCUGGGGAACCAGUACCUCUACUAUGAAGUUCUGCACAUUAUAAGAAAAUAUUGUAGCAAAUUGAAUUGUUUGGGGGCAAAUGUAAGGCUGGGUUCUGACCUUGUUGUUAAUGGAAACUCUUUGCCUUAAAGGGUGGAAGGUUUAGAAAUUUGCACAAAAUACUUUUAAAAAAGAAAUCACAUUGUUUUGGAGGGUUAAAGAAGCAUGUGUAUGUGCUGUAUAUGGCCCGUUUUGUUACAACAGAAACUCACCCCUGCAACUUAAACCCGCCUUUGCGGUGAUUGCCUUAACGUAUUUGAUUGGGUAUAUUUAGUGUAGCUAAAUUAUUAGCUACAUUGCUUUCCACUUUGUGGAAGCACUACAUGGCCUAUGUGUACAGUACUUGUGUCUGGAAGUGUAUCCUUCUACUCUUGUGUGUGUGCAAGAACGUGUGAAUGUGAGCAUGUGUGAUGAGAAAAAAAAAAAAGGCUGCUACUCUAAGUAGGCCAGAUGCUCAGGUUAAAACAACUGACAAGUGUUGCUAUAGGUUUUUCCUGUAAGAUUCCUACUUCUGUCAUAGAAGAUGAGAGCAUUCCAUUUCGAUAGUUUAUCAGCUUUAAUACUAUUGAGGAAGUUGAUAAUUUACAAAAAUGAAAGAGAUAUAUAGUUUUUGGGCAACAUUAUAAAAUUAAACAUGUAAGUUACCUAUUUAUAUACUAUUAUUUGGGGAUAAUAAUUAUAACUGAAUAAUCAUUAUUAUUCAAAAAAAUAUUUUUGAAGAGAGAUAUGCAAAGAAGCUAUUGCUACAUGAAAUAUAUUUUAAAGAUUUUUGUCCUGGAUACCAGGAAUAUAACAAAGAAUGGAUGUAUUUAACUAUAAAAUACUGUGAUCACCAAACAGCACAAACUUACAUUUCAUGCAGUUUUUUGGUUUAUUUUGAUGUAAAACCAUUGCUUGAUGUGAAACCAUUGCUUGAUGUAAAACCAUCGCGUACCUUAUCAUAUUACUUCAUGGGUUAUUUGGUCACAAUUGAGCAAAAUCUUUUGUGUUUUACUGUGUUUGUCUUUUCAAAAUGCUGCCAAUGGAAAAGCAAAGCAUUACAUGGGGAAAUCUGAUUUUGGACUUUUGUCAAAUUGCAAGUAUUGCUAACAGACUUUAUCUCCAGCAUUAAAAAAAAAGAAAAAAGCUGUUAUGUAUCGCUGUAAACAGGAAAAUGUUUUAUUGCCAGAAAACAUGUAUUCAGGUAAAUGAAAGCAAUGUAAUUUUUGCCUUAAAUUGUGAGUACAAAGAUGUUGUGAGUAGCAAGCAAAGUGGCUUGCCAGUGGUUUGUGUUACUUUCUUGAGACCAUGUUGACUUUAAGGACCCUUGUACUAGUAUAGUUGUUUUCAACUUCACGUUUCAAAUAGCAAAAUGAAGAGAAGACUUCUUGGUUCCUGUCUAGAGCUGCAUCCACCUGGGUUUAACGGCUGGAUGUUGUCCUGAGCAUGUACACACAGUUGUGUCCAGGAACUGUUAAAUUCAUGGCAGUUAUGCUGCAGCUCCACUGGGUGGUUUGCUUUCAACCUAGAAAUGAAGUGGCUGUUGAGGUUAAAACGUGCUGUUCAUGACACUGGGACACAUUUUGGGAGUUUGGUACUCCCGCGUGCCUGGAUCUGAUAUUGGCUGUUACAGGACAUGAUGAUACUGCUACAGCUGUUUCAAUGUGUUGUAAUCACUGCUACUACCAUCACUCUAUAACUGGGACUCAGGGCGAUUAAUUGAUUUUACUUCCCCCCUACCUUUUGCAUAGACCAGUAUUCACAUGAACAUUCUGAUUUAUAGGCUGCGUAUGUGUUGCAGUUGGAGGUUAGUGCUGCUUCAGAGGUCUGGUACUGCAUGUCAUCACCAGACCUGGCAAGCUACUGCAAAGGUCUUAAUUGAAGGUUUUGCUCGUUUGCACUGGGCAUUUCUGAAGCAUUGCAAGUACAUCCUGCAGCAUGUGUAUUGCGAAAUAGUGCUGUAAAUCUGCCUAGCAUUGAGUUGAGUGAAUGCUGGGAGCCUACAAAAGCGGGGCCUCUGACUGAACAAUUGCCUUUCCUGCAAAACUGGCCUGCUUACUCAGAAACAAACAUUGCCUAUUCUGGCAUCUUGGUUGGGGUUACACUACCACAAACCUGAAGCAAAUGAUUAAUGUAGAGGAGAGUCAAUUGUCCACAUCUUCUGUGUGAAAACUAUGAAUUUCACUACAUUUUAUAUAAAAAUUGCAUGGUUGAAAGGGAGUCAAUAGCCCUUUCCUUUAGGCUGAAAAAAAAACCACAGUUUAAGGAGGUUGGUUUCCAGUCUUGCUGGGACUUGAGGGAGAAGAACUGCACCAGAAGUCGUAUUUUCUUUUUAUUGUAGUUAUGCUCUACACUGUCAUUUGAAACAGCUCACUUGACUGCUUUUAACUCUGCACUCUACCUUGCCAUUUAUCAGACAAAAAAAAAAAAAAAAGUGAUAUUCAGGUAAUUUGGAAGGGUAAAACAUACAGGCAAGUGGUGGAGGCAGCCUGCUUCAAUAGGUUUCAAACAGAAAUUGGGUUAGUGUGUUGAUAUUGUAACUUCGCUUGUUUAUUGUGUUUUUAAAAACAGUAAUGCUACAAGCAGUUGUUCUAGAUAGUAAUUGUUGAUUCAUGCAAAGACCUAUGGCUACUUUAUAGUUCUCUUUAUAAUUUUACUGUCCUUUGUUUCUGUACCUGAUGGGGGAUGGAUGUGGCUAGCAAUUCCAUGACCACCUUUUUGGCAGGGAUAUGAAAUUGGUGAAGGGAGGACAAUAUUUGGGAACAUGAAGGCUUAAAACAAGGCUGUGAGUCUCCAUUUCUGACUUUGAGAAUAUUUUACAGCUUUUCAAAUUGUUUCCAUAUAAACUGUAUUAAGACUGUACGUGAAAUAUCUUGGGGUGUUUUGUUAAUGAAUACUUGAGCCAUUGUUGCCUAUUUGUUCCAUAUCAAUUGAAGUUCAGUAAAAUGUUAACUU